CAGGAAAGCGCAGGCUCGGCGCCACCGCCCACGCUCGCUCCUGCAGUUGGUGUCUGCCUGGGCCCGCGCGUGACCGGCAUGAGCGCGUUCGCGGGCUAGUGACCGCGUCAGCGAUGGACUGCGGCUCCGUCGCGAACGAGAGGCCGAAGCGCCGGCGGCGGCUUCUGCUCUCCCUGGCCGCCGGCCGUGGUGGAGGCCCCGGAGGCCGCGGCGUCCCCACGCGCCGCCUCCUGCCCGGGCUCCUCGGCGGUCUGGGGGCGCUGCGCCCCGUCGCCCCGGCGGCCCGCGGCGGCGCGUCACGUGUCUCCCCGCUGCUCUUCCUCCUGCUGCUGCCCUCCCCGCGCCGGCCGCUGACUGACUGGGAGCGCUCGCGCGCCGGGCCCUCGGCUGCCCCGGCGGCCCGCGGCGGCGCGAAGAGGUGCCACCCGGGCCUGGCCCCGGGCGUCGCCUGUGCGGCGGGCGCGCUCCACCUGUGCCUCGGCCAGGUGGCCGCCCUCGCUUCCUCCAGGAGAGAGCUGAGCGUCUGUGCUGGGAGCCUGCAUCUGGAGAGCAAAAGGAGAGAUUUCACCUCUUCUCGGAGUAGGAAACUCUACUUUGACACCCAUGCCUUUGUGUGUUUACUCGAAGAAAAUGGGUUUACUACUCAACAAGCAGAAAUCAUUGUCUCUGCCUUAGUCAAAAUCAUGGAGGCCAACAUGGAUAUCGUCUACAAAGAUAUGGUCACCAAGAUGCAGCAGGAGAUCACUCUUCAGGAAAUAAUGUCUCAGAUUGCUAAUGUGAAAAAAGAUAUGAUUAUUUUGGAGAAGAGUGAAUUUUCAGCCCUCAGAUCAGAAAAUGAGAAAAUAAAACUGGAACUACAUCGGUUAAAACAACAAGUAAUGGAUGAAGUGAUCAAAGUCCGAACAGAUACCAAAUUAGAUUUCAAUCUAGAAAAGAGCAGAGUAAAAGAAUUGUAUUCAUUAAACGAAAGGAAGCUGCUGGAAGUAAAAACAGAAAUGGUAUCAUUGCACGCCCAGCAAGAUCGGGACAUCACGCAGACAGACAGGAAGAUAGAUACCGAGGUUGCUGGCCUCAAAACCAUGCUUGAGUCACACAAGCUUGAUAAUAUUAAAUAUUUAGCAGGAUCUGUAUUUACGUGCCUAACAGUAGCUCUGGGAUUUUAUCGUCUGUGGAUGUAAUAAAGUGUCUAUUUAAAGAGCAUUUUAUUGUUUUGCCUUAAAAAUACCAGAUUGCUGUGCUUUUUUUUCUCAUUUCCAAUUUUAAUGCUGAUUUUUAAAUUUAAUGCAUAUUAUUUAUUUUAUGCAAAUUAUGGACAUAUAACCAAGGCAGAGAAGUGAGAAAUUUCAUAACUGCUUCUUCCAUCUUUUCUGUUUAGUUGACUUUAUAACUCUGAGUGGUGGUGGACGAAACAAGGAAGACUCCACUCAGCUGGGCCACUGAACUUGGUCUAACCUUUGGGACAUACCAACAGUAAAUAUUUGUAUAACUCUCCACAAUUUUAAAUCUUCUGUUUUAAUCGAGGAUUUGGGGUCUCCAUUUAAAAGGCACAGGAGCUUUACUAAGUGCUGAAGAAUCACUGUAACCAAACCAAGAGCACUGAAUCCUCUUCACCUACUGACCCAGACCCUAAUGUCAGCCGGUCCCUGUGUUAGAGGUUGUGUUUCAAGUCCAGUUGGUUGGUAGCCUCAUGCUUCAUUGUACUUUACACCCAAAAGAGAUUUUUUUUCUUGUAA
This is a messenger RNA of Mesoplodon densirostris (Blainville's beaked whale), 1733 nucleotides long. It is a transcript of the gene MCUR1, whose product is annotated as mitochondrial calcium uniporter regulator 1. Gene Ontology annotation, cellular component: mitochondrion; mitochondrial inner membrane. The coding region runs from base 114 to 1178 and encodes 354 amino acids. The transcript has 9 exons. Gene Ontology annotation, biological process: positive regulation of mitochondrial calcium ion concentration; calcium import into the mitochondrion. NCBI's taxonomy places the organism in Eukaryota, Metazoa, Chordata, Mammalia, Artiodactyla, Ziphiidae. The record is from RefSeq and is a predicted model, not a curated record.